AGGCGGUUUAGGGUGGGUAAAAAUCAGGAUAAGGAUGAGUUAUCAUCAACAAAAAGAAAACAACAAAUGGACUUUUCUAUGAAGCGACAGUAGAGCAUGUUCGACCAGGAUACAAUAGCCAAUCAUCGUGCUCUGCCUCUUGCCUUGAAGCCAGCUGGGCGUGUCCUGUCAGGAACCUACGUGGAUUCUAAUAACAUCUGCGAGACGUGUGCACCGCUUUAAUUCGCCCAUCUGGCAGUUUGUUAGGAAAAUCUUUUUGGCCGAAAUGUAACGUUAAAUAGAGAUACUAAAAUAUUUGAAGCAAGAAUAAUCUUUUUCAACGCAUUAAUGUUAAUUAUGACUUAAAUGGGUCAUCAAAAGCUAUUUUUACGGUGUUCCCGCAAACUCAUUAUUUUGCGCUGACUGUGAAGUUUCUUCCGGACUCAAAUAUUGUUGAGCAACCCAGUUACCUAGCAACUGACUCCACAAGCAAAUUUGAAGUAAACACAGACGUUAUUUAGCCUAGGGAUUUAUAUUAAUUAAUUAUUACAUUAAAUUAUAUUGUGCUUUGCAACGCCAUCUCACUUGAAGCCAAAGUCCCUUCAUAAAAUGGCAAAGUUUGUGAUGGCUGGCAAGACUGACUGUCCAUACUAUGCCAAAGCAGAACUUUUGGCUGACAAAUUGCAACGUUCUUUGCCAAAUUUCCGCAUACACAAGAUCUCAAUCCUGCCAGAUGACUGGAAGAAUUGGCUAGAAGAUACGUGCAUAAGGAAUGGGUGGAAACACGAUGAGUCACCUUUAGUGUGGAGAGAACUGGUGCACCAAGGAGGCAAAGGGGUGUUCUUAGGAGGCUUUGAGGAUUUUUUAGAGCACUGUCAGAUGUACUACAACAUAACAUCAGACAUGUCUGAAGAAAUGAUGCAAAGUAUUGCCAAAGAAAACCUUGUCACCAAGGUUAACCUGAUUAUGGAGGAGCAGCAUCGCGCUAGUCUCAUCCAACCCCUUCACAUAUGGAUUAGCAGCGCGCUGAACCCAACAUGCAACAUGCUGAUCCCCAGUCUGCUCUCUGCUGAGGUGGUGUCCCAAGCCUCUGCCAUUAGCCUCCAUCUCCUGCAUGUGGAAGGCAACCAGGAGGAAUUACAAUCGCUAAAGAUGGAGACUGAAGAUCUAGCUUUGCCUCAGCUUCAUCAGGUGACCAUUCACACAGAUCUGAAAGAAGCAUUCCAGAAAGCUGAGAUCAUCCUCCUGUUGGACGACCACUUGUGUGAAGUCACUGAUAGCAAGGAUGUGCAGGAGCAAAAGAAGAUGAAAGCAAUUGCAGACCGGUACACUGAAUACGGGCACUUGAUUGAGGCAAGGGCAAGCAGCAACGUGAAGGUGAUCGUGUCCGGUGGGUCACUUGUGAAUCUCAGAUGCUCAUUUCUGCUGAAAGCCUGCUCAAUCGACUGCCGUCACGUUGUUGCUGUUGCAACUCAGUUGGAGAAUGAAGCCAGGGCUGCCAUCGCCAGCAAGCUCAAAGUGAGGACUUCAGAGGUGACAGACGUCAUUGUGUGGGGAGAUGUUGGUGACCGCUUCUACAUUGACCUCCAGAGGGCCAAUGUUUUUAAUUACAAUGGACCAAUCAAAGGGCCGCCUUUCUUUUCCCAACCAGUACUCGAAAUUGUCUAUGACAGGGAAUGGUUGGAGAGCGACUUCCAAGAUAUUGUGCGUUGUCAGCAAGCUGCUGUAGUUUCAAAGACCCAUCACGGAACUCACAUGUCAACUGCCAAUGGGAUCCUCACUCUCCUAAAGGCAUGGAACAAGACCUCCGUUCCCAGUCAGGUGUUUUCUGUUGGGGUCUUGUGCACAGGCCAUUACGACCUCCCAGACGACGUGGUCCUGUCCUUUCCAGUGACUUUCACAGAUGGCCGGUGGUCCGUGGUGUCCGACGUGACUGUUGGAGAUGAUCUGAAGCAGCGUCUUCAACUUUCUGCAAGUGAACUCAGGAAAAAGAUGUUGAUCUUGGAAAGCACAAGCGAAGGAAAAACCUAAAUAAAACUUCAAACUGUUAAAGGUCCCCUCAUCAGAAUCUUUUUUUUUUUUUACUAUUUUAUGCUCAAGGUAUGUCAAAUUGAGUCUGUGACACAGUUUAAGUUUGAUAUCCAUGCAGUCACUUGACUGAAUGCUAAAAUCAAUCAACAGCAUAGGCUUGCAAAACAUGAGAAUUUGAAAUAAUUGACAUUGUGAUGUAAUUUCUUCAAUGGAUAUCAACUAUUUGCCCACUUUGUUGUUGGUACACACCCACCCAACUCAGCUGAACAGCAAGGCACCAUGUCUGGCUUCCAAGUGAGCCUCAUAAAUCAUAAAAAUACAAUAUAUAAUGUGAAUAUUUUGUGUUUUCCAACAAUACUCAUAUUAAUAAUUUAUGAUGUAACAGUGGUUAAAGUGGUGAACUUGCAGUCACAUUUGCCAGAAAUCGUUGUCAUCGCAGGUUAGCUCAAUUCCAAUGAAUUGAAGCGAUUGAUGAGCAUAACCUCAAACUACCCCUCUUUAUAUUUUUAUUCACAUCCCCUUUCAGUUCCUAUCAAUAGGCCAACAAUACAAUGAAUUAAGGCUCACAAGGAUCGCAAUGGGGGACGGGUGUCCCGCUGACUGCGAGGGCCGUAAUGGGGAGUAGAAUUGGGAAGAACAGGACGCAGAUGGGGUCACCACGGCCACUUACAACACACCGCUCCAUGCUUCUCAACAGAAGAUGCCAUGAUUGGAGCCAUCCGAGCCAAGCUGCUUUUGAUGUUUAAACUGGCAAAGACGAGCAAUCCAUUAAGAGUAUAGAUUUACACGGCAGACAUAAUAAUGAGAUAUCCAACCAUGUCUAAUGCUAGACAGACAAGACCAACUACAAAAGCUUGAAAAAUGACAUUUUGGGCAUCUCCAACACAGUAAGAACAACCAGUCCAGAAAAUUGAUUAAUUAUAGACUUCAAAGACAAUUGAAAUUAUUGACCAAAGGGGACCUUUAACAAAUAGAUUGGGAAAAACAGAAGGAUAAAUUAAAAUACAUUAUCCUUUUCAGUUUGUUCUUUUAUUCUCUCACUUUAGUGUAGUUCAACUCACCAUUUUAACAUUAUAAACCUUGCCUGUACAAACUUAUUUUGCCUUUGAGUCUCACAAUGUAAAAGA
Syngnathoides biaculeatus (alligator pipefish) is the source of this 3137-nucleotide messenger RNA. RefSeq names its product malate dehydrogenase 1B, NAD (soluble) (gene mdh1b). Lineage: Eukaryota; Metazoa; Chordata; Actinopteri; Syngnathiformes; Syngnathidae. Gene Ontology annotation, molecular function: L-malate dehydrogenase (NAD+) activity. Gene Ontology annotation, biological process: malate metabolic process; tricarboxylic acid cycle; oxaloacetate metabolic process. The record is from RefSeq and is a predicted model, not a curated record. Bases 589 to 2010 code for a protein of 473 amino acids. The transcript has 10 exons.